AUGGAGUGUGCUGCUCGGGGCUUUGGAUCGCCGUGCGUUGGCCCACCGACGCGGCGGUGUGGCCUAUGCUCCGCCGUGGCGUAUUGCUCCGUCUCUCAUCAGACGUCUCAUUGGAGCUAUCACAAGGAAGAAUGUGAGAGACUAGAAGAGCAAAUGCGUCGUGUUGAUCUGUUGAACGAGUUUCCAUUUACAUUUACAGAAGAAUCUACAGUCCAUAUUUGUCAAAAGCAGGAAAGCAGGUGCUCCUUCCUCAGCAGAAGGGAAUUACAUCAUGUUGGAAUGUGGAUGUAUGAAUGCAAAUGUGGAGACUCUGCCGGGUUUUCGGCUUAUGAUAGUUUUAAAAAUGACGGUUGGCAUCUACCAAGUUCUUCUUGUCCAUGUCGUGGCCCUUUAUCUCCAGUGUCAAGGCAGCUAUGCAGUUGGACGGAUUAUUUCGAGUGGAGAAAGAUACCUCUAGAUUCUCCUGUAGCUCUACUUCUCCACUGGCCACUUACCAUAUAUCAUGCAAUUCAAGCCAUUGGGAUGGGAAAUUUGACUCCCCAAAUCAGUGAUGAGCUUCGUAUACAUUAUCUUGGGCCGCAGAGAGAGCUUGGCCAACUUGUUGUCUUUGCUGAGCUGCAAGCGCUCUUCCCUGGUCUGUGCAUUAGUGUAGAACUGGUUGGACCUGACGUUCCACAACAUAUGGAUGGAGAGAUGAUCUCCCUUUGCAGGUAUUCCCCUUGCAUGGUAAAAGAAUGUGAAUGUAAUUCUCUAAGCAAAACUCCCAAUCCCGGUAACCAAUCAGCCCGGUCUUCAGUUGUGACGUUACAGCUCCAUAGAGGGUUAUACCAUGAUCGUUACAGUGACAUAGCGAAGGAUUCACGUCCUCCUCACAUAGUGAUUGCUCCAAACGCCGGCAUUGCAGCAUAUCCGAGCUGGUUGCCAACUAUUGAACUGAUAAAGGAGAAAAAAGUCCCAGCUGUAUUCACUGAUUACUGUGAAGAAGCUUGUCAUCUUGCGGCUUGUUGUAUUAAAUCCAUCACGGGACAAUCUCUAUCAUUACCUAUUGGGUUAAAUCCAUUCAGACAACCAAUAGCGGUGGAGGAGAGUCCUUUGUUUAUCCCUUGCUACUCAAACUGCUUCAUCUUCGCAAUGUAA
Arabis nemorensis is the source of this 1137-nucleotide messenger RNA. Lineage: Eukaryota; Viridiplantae; Streptophyta; Magnoliopsida; Brassicales; Brassicaceae. The record is from the annotation of a GenBank genome assembly.